Rhipicephalus microplus (southern cattle tick) is the source of this 835-nucleotide messenger RNA. Its product is annotated as shematrin-like protein 1. NCBI's taxonomy places the organism in Eukaryota, Metazoa, Arthropoda, Arachnida, Ixodida, Ixodidae. The record is from RefSeq and is a predicted model, not a curated record.
AUGAGGGUGGAAGGCCGCAACGCUCAUAUCAGUGCUUGCAUCCUCCUCACCUUCGCCACGUGCGCCUUCACUGGCCACAAUGGCUACCCGCUAGGCUACUCCAUGGCUGCUCCAGCAAAAGCUGGUGCAUAUAUCGCUUCACUUGCGUCAGUAUCUGCUGUGCACCACGCUCCCGCCUCUGGCUACGGCUUUGUCUAUGGUCUCGGCUACGGCAUCCGUGCAAUUGUCUUCCUCACCUUGGCCACUUGCGCCUUCGCUGGCUACGCCGGCUACCUCGGCUACUCCAUCGCUGCUCCUGCCUACACUGCCUACCACGUUCCACUUGCAUCGGUAUCCGCUGUACACCACGCUCCCGCUUUCGGCUAUGACCUAGGUUACAGCCUCGGCUGCGGAGUACCUGCCUAUGGCUACGGACUGGGCAGCUACGGUCUCAGUUAUGGAUAUGGUUUCGGUGGUCUCGGCUACAGCACACUCUUUCGAAAGAAAUGGGAGCUUCUCAGUCAAUGAUAUUUUUAAUUCUUUACCAGCAUCACUGAUACUGACCGCAUAGUAGCUUAGAUGCUGUGAUGUUAUAGUGUUAGAAAGUAGGACAUUUUCUUGAUAAUAGAAAUAUAAAUAUUCUUGUGAAAGUUGUGCCCUUCGGAAUUCUCACGUGCGAUUUCUAUUAAAAGAAGUGCUUUACCACUCCGAUUUCAAAUGCAUGAAACUGUAAACUCAUUUUAGGCAACACCCAAAAAUAUCUGAUCGAUCUCUUUCCUAUGACUAUAACUUCAAUGGCUCAGGAAUCUCAGCUACGUUAGCAAAUACAAGGGCUCGUCUUGUCUAGAGACAUGCG